Molecule: messenger RNA, 2426 nt
Organism: Cladophialophora immunda
Lineage: Eukaryota; Fungi; Ascomycota; Eurotiomycetes; Chaetothyriales; Herpotrichiellaceae
Exons: 1
Coding region: 142-1923 (593 amino acids)
Source: RefSeq, a predicted model, not a curated record
UCAGUAUUCAAAACCGUAAAGCACCCGGCAAUACUUCACCAGAAGGAGAGGCCCAUUGAGAUUCUCAUUGGUACUUUGCAUGACCGAUAACAAUCAUUAGACGAACAUCUGGAGCGGUGAGACCACAACAAAUUGCAUCAUAUGGCUUCUACUGAGCACAAAGAAGCUCCCCUCCAAAGUUUCGUCUACGAUGCCUUACCCCAAGCCGAUUGUGACAUCCGGCUACUCGACCUCGAAUGGUGUGAAGUCAAAAAGAUACUGCGGGGGAGUUUGAAUGCCGUUGGGUUGGCAAUGGACGUUGGCUACGAGACGCUAUCUUACACCUGGAAUGGUGAAACACCGUCAGUCCCGAUCAUGUGCAAUGGGAAGACCCUCCUGAUAACUCAGUCCUUGAAUCUGGCUCUGGAAACCCUUUGCAAAUUGUCAUCGCCACGCCGUCUAUGGGUUGAUGCGAUCUGCAUUAAUCAAGCCGACGAUCACGAGAAAGCCCAGCAAAUACCUCUAAUGCAUUUGAUAUAUUUUUCCUCGAAUCAAGUCAUUGUCUGGCUCGGCACUUCUACAGAAGCCACCGAUCGAGCCAUGGACAUGGCAAUGACGCUUCUCGAGGGUCUAAAGACAAUCCGAGAACCGAACUUGGAGGACUACGCCCCAAUCUUGGAAAAACUGGGUCUCCCCAUCCAAGGUGAUCUUAUCUGGGAAGGGUUGGGCGACCUCGUCAGUCGAAGAUGGCAUGCCCGCCUGUGGACUUUACAGGAAUUUGUCUCCGCUCGAAAAGCCACUGUGUACUGCGGCUCCAAAUCGGUCGACGCCGAGAUACUGAAGAGUCUGUUUAGCGAGUUGGGUCGCACAGGCUUGAACUUUGAGAUUUUAGCAAAGGAGGACACGAGGGCCUCUGGAUACACAAGUUUCGAGAGAUUCGACUACAGCAUCUUGGUGUUUGCCACCUACAUGGCUCGGCGUCGGGAGUGUAGUGAACCAGUCGACAAAAUCUACGCCAUCAGAGCACUUUGCAACCCCCUCGAGUCUGUCAGAGUGGAUUAUACAAAGGCCAGCCGGAAGCAGUACUGGAAACUGUAUAUUGAAGUCGGCCAUCUCUUACUACAGGAAGAACCAAGUCUACUUGCCUUGGGAAGUAUUUGUACGAGCUCCAGAUGCCCAGAGUUACCAUCCUGGUGCACCGACUUCAACUCGGUCCCGCUUCGGCACCCCAUAUGGGAUGGUCUCGGUGCAGGCGGUCCUGCAUUCGAAGAGUCCGUGCCGCCGCAUGUCGCCAGUUCGUGGGACAAGCGGCGGAUAUACCUGCGAGGGUUCGCGGUCGAUUCCUUUGUCCAAAUUUCCGACCCCUUCCCGGACCUCGAGCUCGAGACACAAUGGAGUAAACGAUGGUUUGCCCAUAUUUUGGAAUGGCUUCAGCAUUGUCUAGACUCAUUCGCCCCCUACACAAAGCAAGACGGCGAUAGGUCAAAUGACCCUUCCGAAGCAUUCCUCCGAGGAAUAUUUUGUGCAGAAACGGACAUGAGCAGGUCCGACCUCCUGGAGCUGACACAGCAAUAUCGUCUUGCAAUUUUGGCUCUCGAAUUCGGAAUCCAUGAUCGAUUCCUAGGCAAAGGCGGGCUAGAAAGCCUUCUAGACAUCAAUCAUGCUAUGACCACCAUCAACCAUAUACGUACUGCAUGUCCGCACCGUCUUUUUGGCGUCACUGCCCAGGGACGCUUGGGGUUGGCCCCUAAAGAGCUCCGGGAUAAGGAUCUGCUAUGCGUAUUUCGAGGGGCGGCCGUCCCUUUUGUCCUACGGCCUCUUGACGACUCAGAUACGUAUGAAUUGAUUGGUGAGGCAUAUGUUCAUGGAUUUAUGCACGGAGAGCUUUUCCAAGAUGGGAGAUUCCAAGACGAUGCCGGCAGUACGGUAUUUGAGGUUGUUUAAGUGGAAAUUCACUGAAGAGAUCAUGAAAUCGCGCUCUCGAGUUUGACAUACUGAGACGUCGACACCUCCACCGCAGUUACACCCAGCCACAGUGAUCUUGUACUGAAGCGGCAUUCACGGAAUGCUACAACAAUGGUAUGUCACGAAAUGAAAGUGCCUACAUACGCUCGAGGGUCAUGUCCAAACCUGCUAGCUUUGAGACAAGAUCGGUUCAUGAUAUGGGACCCAAGAUAUUGGAGUGUGUGCGUCUCCAUCAAGCCCCAGAUGUGCCAAUACGACCCGGAGACGGCAAUCACCCCUGGUCAUUUGGAGUUGAUGUACGACCGACAAUGCCGAGGAAAUGUGACUGGGAUUCACCUGAGUUCUUGCAAGGCCAACUCUGACCCACGAGUUCCAUACAAAGAGUUGACAAGGAGGAGCCUUAUCAGGCAACGCAUAUAUGGGUCAGCAGUUACCAUAAUACUAAAACCUUGAUCAGCAUGACUGAGCCGACUGAGGUACAG